Messenger RNA from Limulus polyphemus (Atlantic horseshoe crab), 1245 nucleotides. RefSeq names its product cytohesin-1-like. The transcript is spliced from 9 exons. The record is from RefSeq and is a predicted model, not a curated record. Gene Ontology annotation, biological process: regulation of ARF protein signal transduction. The annotation marks the transcript as partial. Lineage: Eukaryota; Metazoa; Arthropoda; Merostomata; Xiphosura; Limulidae. Gene Ontology annotation, molecular function: guanyl-nucleotide exchange factor activity.
UUUAUUGAAUUAACUUCCUAACCCACACGUGACUACUUUCUUUAUAUACGACGGAUUCAUAAUAACUAUCACCGUUCUCUCUUUGGCAUACUUUUAUAUAGCACAUUCUUCGUAGUUACUGAUGGCAACAGAAGAGGCUACUUCUUACCAUGUGGGUGGCUGGUUUCACAUGAUCGUUUGACGGAAAGUACAAAUUAAUCGGUACAAACAAAACUGUAAAGCAGCACGUAUCAUUUAUUGACAUUCCACUCCAGUAAUCGAGAAUGAAAGACUUCUUAGAAGAGAAAUUAUUCAGUGCCAAAGACUCUCCUGGGAUUUUUUGUUGAUAGUAACAAAACAUAUACAUAACCAAUGCCAGAGAUUGUCUUUAAGUUCGUUGGUGAAAGGCUCUAACAAAUUAGAAUAUAUAAUCUUACAUUUAUUAACUUGGGUAAAAUGUACGCGUGUUGCCUGAAGAUGGGUUUCCGUAGAAAGACGUGGACACUGCCGGAUGAUGAAGAGCAGGAACUUAAAGAUGAAAUCGCAGAAGUUGCUGAGAAAACAAAUAUUGAAGACGAAAGUGAUAAUACAAACACGGAAGAGUAUUUAUUAACUGGGAAAAAGAACUUCAGUAUGGACCCUAAAAAGGAACUUCGAGAGGAAAUCGCAAAUGUUGUUGAGACAAUAGGGAUUCAACAAGAAAGCAAAACAACAACGGAAGAAAAACACUUAUCAAUUGGGAAAAAGAAAUUCAAUAUGGACCCUAAAAAGGGAAUUGAGUAUCUAAUAGCUCAAGGUCAACUUGAUGAUUCUCCUCAAGAUAUAGCUCGGUUUCUCUACAAAGGUGAAGGUUUAAGCAAAACUGCAGUAGGAGAGUAUUUAGGAGAGAGGGACGACUUCAAUAUCAAAGUACUGGAUGCAUUUAUUGAACUCCAUGAUUUCGCAAACUUGAUCCUUGUACAAGCACUCAGGCAGUUUCUAUGGAGCUUUCAUCUACCAGGAGAAGCUCAGAAAAUUGAUAGAAUGAUGGAAAAGUUUGCUCAGCAUUAUUUUCAUUUAAAUGCUGGAGUUUUCCAUAACCCUGACACGUGUUACGUGCUUUCCUUUGCUGUAAUCAUGUUAAAUACAUCACUUCACAAUCCAAGUGUCAAGGAGAAACCGUCAGUGGAACAGUUUAUCAACAUGAACAGGGGGAUUAAUGAUGGUGGUGAUAUGCCUGAAGAGUUGUUGGUGGUAAGUAACCGUACUUGUCACAGUGACGUGAAG